AUGGACCAACAAAACGAGAGAGUGAAGCAAUUCUGCAACCAUCCCUUAAGAUACGUAAGAAUGAAGCCGGACAACGACACAAGCCGGUCACGUAACUGCGAUGGAUGUGGUGAUGAUUCUGGCUACGGAUAUAACUGUGGACGUUGCAACAUCCAAGCUCAUGUGUCAUGCAUUGGUUGGCCAGACAUCAUCAACCACCCUUGUCACUCCAGACAUCCUCUCAAGAAAGUCUCUCCCGAGACAAUCGACUAUACUGAUGGUAAAUGCCAGUUUUGUCGAAGCCCACUUGUUGAUCUCAUGUUCCAUUGUUCUGUAUGUAACUUCAGUGUAGAUUUGAGAUGUUGGUUAAAACCUGCACCGCUUACUAUAUAUCAAGAGAAGAGCCAUAACCAUACGUUAACUCUCAUGGCUAGAAAAGAUUCAUUCACUUGUAACGCUUGUGGUCUUGUUGGUGACCGUAAUCCUUACGUUUGUCUUGAAUGUGAUUUCAUGCUACACAAAGGUUGUAUCAAUUUGGCUCGGGUGAUAAACAUUAACCGUCAUGACCACAAGAUUUCUCAUACUUAUCAACUCGGUCACGGGGAUUGGGAAUGCGGAGUUUGUCGCAAGAGAAUGGAUUGGACCUUUGGAGCUUUCUCUUGCUCACGUUGUCCUAGUUAUGCUGUUCAUUCAAAGUGCGCCACAAGAGAAGAUGUGUGGGACGGGAAAGAACUCGAAGAUGAUCUUGAAGAUGAGGAAGAAAAAGAUCCAUACGAGGAAAUAAAUGAGAAAGAGAUCAUUCAUUUUAGUCAUGAUUUACAUAUUUUAAGACUUGUUGAUGAUGGUAUUGCUGCUAGUUAUGAAAAGAAGCGGUGCGACGCUUGUGUAAUGCCAGUAAGUUCUGAUACAUUCUUCAAAUGUGUGGAAUGCGAGUUCUUCCUCCAUAAAGUAUGUGCCAGUCUUCCCCGGAAGAAACGAAAUAUCCUGCACAACCACAAACUUGAUCUCCAGUAUGGUGAUGAGUACUCUGGCAAGGAUUUCGAGUGUACAUAUUGUCAAAAACAUUUCGAUGGUUUCAGGUACAAGUGCCUUUCUAACUACGCAUGUAUGCAUUUGACAAUUAUGUUAGAUAUGCGGUGCAGCACCAUUUCUGAGCCUUUUCAGCAUGAACUGCAUCCGCAUCCCUUAUUUCGUACCUCGAAAGAGCAUAAGACAUGUGGAGCAUGUGGUGAAGAUUCAGAGUAUGUCUUGAGUUGUAUUGCUUGUGACUUCGCUUUAGGCAUGGAGUGUGCCACGUUACCAAGAAAAGUGAAACACAGAUGUGACGAUCAUGUUUUAUCAUUGCAUCAUGGUGCUGGAAGCUCCAAGGGUCAAUUGUGGUGUGAUAUCUGCGAGGGAAAGACAGAUCCAAGCGUAUGGUAUUAUAGUUGUGAUGAUUGUGGUGUCACUCUCCAUAUCGAUUGUGUACUUGGAGACAUGAAUUACUUCAUGCCAGGGAAAAGAUACAUGGGAGGUGAACUAGUAUCCAACGAUGGUAUGACUAGACCUUUCUGCAUAGUUUGUGAAAAGCGUUGCAUGUUCCCUUUCUUUCUUAGGGGUAUAUCUUAUUCAGAUAAAACUGUUGUGUUUGCUUGUUCAAGAAAGUGUGCAUACCGAGGCCACAACCGAUGGGAGGAGUGGUAUAGUAAAGUUAACACUUUGUAAUGAGUACAUCUGAAAGGUCCACAACUCUUAUUCCAGGAAAGGGGAAGCUAGAUGAUCUAUGUAUGCUUCAUAUCUUCGAGUAUCCUAUUUAGGGAUAC
Messenger RNA from Capsella rubella, 1781 nucleotides. RefSeq lists its product as uncharacterized. The record is from RefSeq and is a predicted model, not a curated record. Bases 1 to 1683 code for a protein of 560 amino acids. The transcript has a single exon. NCBI's taxonomy places the organism in Eukaryota, Viridiplantae, Streptophyta, Magnoliopsida, Brassicales, Brassicaceae.